Molecule: messenger RNA, 1247 nt
Organism: Grammomys surdaster
Lineage: Eukaryota; Metazoa; Chordata; Mammalia; Rodentia; Muridae
Gene: Tceal8
Product: transcription elongation factor A like 8
Exons: 4
Coding region: 322-678 (118 amino acids)
Source: RefSeq, a predicted model, not a curated record
AUUGAUGACGCGGCCCUCACGUGACCAGCAGUCGACGUGUGCAGAAGUCCUUAUAGUCUAGGCCCAGUUCCUCAGUAGCAGCUCAGUCCUGCUAGAGAAGAGUGGACCUGCUACUUCCAGGACUCUUGAUCUUUUGAGCGCGACAUAAAUCGAGGUGCAAGAAGAGAGGAAAAUCUCCAGAUACCUACAGAAGGCCCCUGCAGAUCGUGCUGCGGAAAUCGGGUGAAGGAAGGAAAGGGAGAGGCUAAAGAUAUUUAAAAGAGAGAGGAGACCGCGGACCAGACUGUUGCUGGAUUAAUUCAUUAAGAAAAAAUAAUCAACAUGCAAAAGUCUUGUGACGAGAACGAAGGAACACCCCAGAACACACCAAAAGCAGAUGAAGGCCAUCCUUCAGAAGAUCCACCACAGCAGGCAGAAGAAAAUCUUCAGGCUUCUGGAGAAAAUGUGAGGGAGGAAACUGACGGAAGCCUUAGAGGAGGAGAGCCUGCUGAACCCAGCCCAGAGCCUAAAGAGGACACUCCCACAAGGCAUCUGAACCCUGAAGAAGUGAUAAGAGGAGUAGAUGAGUUGGAAAGGCUUAGGGAAGAGAUAAGAAGAGUAAGAAACAAGUUUGUGUUGAUGCAUUGGAAGCAAAGACAUUCCCGAAGCCGACCUUACCCUGUGUGCUUCAGGCCUUGAAAUCGUUUUUCUCUGAUAUUGAAAUGUGGCUGCUUUCUUUCUCUUAGCAUUUUCUGUUGUUUCUUUGAACUUCAUUUUACUUUUAAUAAUAAUUACCUGGUGGUAUUUUCUUUUAUGUAGUUUCGUUGUUACCAGCAUCUCAUUGGAUUUUGGAUUUUGACCCAUUUUCCACGUUUAUCUUUCAGUUGGAAAGUUUCACACGUAUGCAUGGAAAUACAGUUAAACAGCAGAUUGAAAAGCAGCGUAUUUAGGAUCAGCUCACAUAUAUAGGAAAACUCCUAAUUAUGUGUGUACAUGUAUAAUUAUACGUAUCAAAAACCUUAACCAUGCUUAUUUUUGGUGUGUUUUAAUUUUGCCUUUUGCUUAUGUUGAUUUUUUUAAUGAAUACGUGUCUCACAAAGAACUGCAGAUUUUUUAAUAAGUGGGAGUUAAUUAAAAUUAAUUUGUAACCAGCUUGUAGAGGCAAUAAAGGUACUAAACUCUUGAUGAACUAUUAAAAAAGAAAUGUAAACCUGGAAUUACCUCUGGAUUGCUUAGCCAGAGGAAUAAAACUGGCAAUCAUUAUAGAC